Molecule: messenger RNA, 3257 nt
Organism: Jaculus jaculus (lesser Egyptian jerboa)
Lineage: Eukaryota; Metazoa; Chordata; Mammalia; Rodentia; Dipodidae
Gene: Gucd1
Product: guanylyl cyclase domain containing 1
Exons: 6
Coding region: 142-861 (239 amino acids)
Source: RefSeq, a predicted model, not a curated record
CCAUUUACGCUGUCCCGGCGGCGGUGGCGAAAGAGGAGGAGGAGGAACUCUGCACGUACUGGCCACGCUCCCGGCCCAGCAGAAGUCGAAGCUGCAGCCAGCUCCGGGCUGGGGCCAUGGGCGUCCUGCGCCGCCUGGGGAAUGAGGACGGAGGCAGAGGCAGCGGGGCAGCCUCUCGAGCCCGGGGACUUCGUGCAGCUGCCUGUCCCCGUCAUCCAGCAGCUCUACCACUGGGACUGUGGCCUGGCCUGCUCCAGGAUGGUGCUGCGGUACCUGGGCCAGCUGGACGAUGGAGAGUUUGAGAAUGCCCUGCAGGAUCUGCAGUUGACCAAGAGCAUCUGGACCAUCGACCUGGCCUACCUGAUGCGCCACUUUGGUGUGAGACACCGCUUCUGUACCCAGACCCUGGGUGUCGACAAGGGUUACAAGAACCAGUCCUUCUAUAGGAAGCACUUCGACACCGAGGAGACCCGGGUGAACCAGCUGUUCGCGCAGGCCGAGACCUACAACGUGCUGGUGGAGAAAUGCGCAGUUAGCGUGCAGGACAUUCAGGCGCACCUGGCGCAGGGCCACGUGGCCAUUGUGCUGGUGAACUCGGGGGUGCUGCACUGUGACCUGUGCCCCAGGCCCGUCAAGUACUGCUGCCUCACCCCCAGUGGCCACCGCUGCUUCUGCCGUACCCCCGACUACCAGGGCCACUUCAUCGUCCUGCGUGGUUACAACAGGGCCACCGGCUGCAUCUUCUACAACAACCCAGCCUACGCUGACCGAAUGUGCAGCACCAGCAUCAGUAACUUUGAGGAGGCCAGGACCAGCUACGGGACAGAUGAGGACAUCCUCUUCGUCUACCUGGACAGCUGACAGCCGGAGCCUAGGGUGUCUGGCCCUCAGGCCCCAGCCACUCAGGAUGCCCGGGCGCAAGGCAUGCAGAACUUUCGCCUCAGUCCAUUUGGCUAGCCCCAAGGAAGCCUAGGAAGCCUGCUUUGUCCACCAGUGUUGUGUGUCAAUCAUGCCGUUCACUCACAUCACACACAUGCUAGUUGCUGGGGCCACCACCUGAGCCUCUAGGGGGAUCCUCUCUCAAGACUCGAGUCCAACCCUGUCUGUGCCCAGAAGUGCUGCCUUCCAGCAAGACCCGAGGCAAGGGGAGGGGCUGGAGCCAGCCUCCCCACAGGCCUUGGAGCUGAGUCCUGGAGAGAAGUCGCUUGACCUGAUGCUGCUCAUCAAGACAGUAGUCCAAAACAGGCCCCUGGUGCUGGGCCACUCCACGCCUUGAUCUCUUGCAGUGUCACUGAGAAGACCCCACCACCACCACCACCGUCCCAUUGCAGGUGGCACCACUGUGCCCUCCUGCCUCCAGUGACUGGACGUUUCUGUGACUGGGUGUGAAGCCCUGUCACCACACAGCACAGGCACUCUGCCCUGAAGCUCCCUGGUCCCUGGGGCUCUAGGGUCAUCUCAGCCUUCCAGGUAUUCCAGCUCUGAGGAGGGCCUUUGGCAGUUGGCUGGUCCUCAGUUCAGACGGGCCCAGCAGAGAGAAUGCUUCCAGAAUAAAGAGCUGCCGAGGCCUCCCGACACCAGCCUCAAUCCCCAGAGCAGGAUCUGUCCUAAGUGUGGGAGCCCCAGUCUCUGGAGGAAGGGUGCUAGGGCCUGCCCUUUGGAAACUGGGCAGGGGACAGCCUGCAGCCUCUCACCCAGCCUGGUUUUCACCCCAGUACCUUCUGCACAGGGUACCAUGUCUUCUCAGUCUUGAACAGGAGCAAGGCCAGAGUCACACAAAGUAACAUUGACUUUUAUGUUCCUCUUGGUAUCAAGGGUGUUUGCAUCUCAGGGGAGACGAGACUAGAUCGCAGGUACUCUGUCUUUUGGGGGAGACAAGACCAGAUUGCAGGUACUCUGUCUUUCGGGGGAGACAAGAUCAGAUCGUAGGUACUCUGUGUCUUUCGGGGGAGACAAGACCAGAUCGUAGGUACGGUGUGUCUUUCGGGGGAGACAAGAUCGGAUCGCAGGUUCUCUGUCUUUCGGGGGAGACAAGACCAGAUCGCAGGUUCUCUGUCUUUUGGGGGAGACGAGACUAGAUCACAGGUUCUCUGUCUUUCGGGGGAGAGAAGACCAGAUCGUAGGUACUGUGUGUCUUUCGGGGGAGACAAGACCAGAUCACAGAUUCUCUGUGUCUUUCGGGGGAGGCAAGAGUAGAUUGCAGGUACUUUGGAACCACUGCCACCUCUUCGUAGGCAGGUAAGCCAGCCCGAAUUCUGUAUCACAGAGGGGACUUGCCUACCCAGCAGUCCUAUUGGCAGACACCUCUCACCCUGUAGGGGAAGAGGCUGGCCUCUGGGGACAGUUUGCCCAGGACAGUGAUGGAACUAAGUGUUGACUCAGAUAUGCACCAAAGUGACAAAGGAAAUGGUCAUUCCCGAAGUGGAGGAGGAACCCACUCAUGAGCUGCCUCUGGUAGGGAGGCAGGAAUACCCACAAUCCCUGUACUUCCAGGGCCGUGGUCUCCCAGUGCCUGAAGUGUGACGUGAUGGUGGCUUCCUCCCCUACCUGAGCACCGCAGCUGUGAGGGACAGAAGUGGGCUGUGUCUACAGGGGCUGUCAGACCCCCCCACCCACACUGCUCUUACAGCUCCUCAAUGCUAGAAGCCUGUUAGCCAGCAACCACCCCUGAUCUCAGAGACUGGUAUUGGCUUCGCACUGGUCUCAUUGACAAUGCCUUAAUGCUGGGUGGCCCGGGGUCCUAGAGAACGCCAGCCCAGGAGUGCCCCGCAGCAGUUCUGGGGCGUGGGUGUCCUCGGGAGUGGCCCAGGUAAACUCAGAACAGCUGCAGGGUGGCCGGACGCCAUGAGCCGCGGCACACUGCUGAGCAGCCGUCCUCGUCUCUCAGCCACCCAUUUAGAAAUACUCGGUCCCAGGACACCGACAGCUUCUCAGGGCAAGUCGAGGGUCAGAGGCCACCUGUCUGUAAGUGGCAAGAAGACUUCUCCUGAGGAGGGUCACAGAGGCAGGACACAAGUCUUGAAAUGGGCAGGACAAAGCCUUGACUUCAGGGACUGGCGCCGUGCACGCGGCUCCCAUCUGCGUCCAUCCUGUCCUCACGCUGCUGCCCGGUGCACACGUGGGUCGCACGGGACGGUAGGUGGUUGUGCCACUCCAGCCAUGGGGAUGAAAGGGAUCUUUUACAUAGCAGAGAUUUUGUACGUAAAUAUAUUUUGUUUGUAAUGAGCUGUUCUCAAUAAAUUCUCUCCAAGGUGACA